Tripterygium wilfordii is the source of this 1911-nucleotide messenger RNA. Its product is annotated as protein ROOT INITIATION DEFECTIVE 3-like. Lineage: Eukaryota; Viridiplantae; Streptophyta; Magnoliopsida; Celastrales; Celastraceae. The record is from RefSeq and is a predicted model, not a curated record. Gene Ontology annotation, molecular function: protein binding. The coding region runs from base 244 to 1713 and encodes 489 amino acids. Gene Ontology annotation, biological process: DNA-templated DNA replication; rRNA processing. The transcript is spliced from 8 exons. Gene Ontology annotation, cellular component: nuclear pre-replicative complex.
UGUGAAGACUGAGCCGGAGCUAACUGUUCAGUCAUUGCAUGAAGGACACUUGCGCAAGACGGCAAGAGCAGAGGCUUGAUCACUACCCUCCCUGCUAUCAUGCUACGGAGAAUCAAAAGAGGCAACCAUGCGCAACUACUUUUGUCUCUUUCAUGCAUGCAAAUGCCACGCGUAGAGCGACCAGUCAUAUCCCUAAAGUGGCCUGUCUACGUGCAAAGGUUUGCAAACAAACUGUUUGUAUAAAUGUCAGUGUAUCCCUGUGCGAAUGGGGAGAGAGUGAUGGGUGAGGGAAAAGAGGCUUUGGUGGUUUGCAGUGACAGGAGUAUGGGAAUUGGAAUAACAGUAUGGGAUUUGGAAACCGGGGAACGGAUACUCCACAUACCAACAUGUGCAUCUCCUGCUCAUGGGCUUGUGUGCUUGAGAAAUCAGUUUCUUGUGGCUUCGCAGAUAAACAGGCAUGGCUCAGUCGGUGGUGGGUCAGUCUUCACUUGGUCCCUAAACAAGCCUCACCCACCACUUCAAAGCUACCCAAUGGAAGCCAUUGGGCCACUUUCUUGCACAAGGGAUGGCAUGUAUCUUGUAGGCGGGGCUUCUUCUGGAAACGCUUAUAUCUGGGAGGUCACUAGUGGAAGAUUGCUCAAAACAUGGCAUGCCCAUAGUAAAGCAUUGAAGUGCAUAGUUUUUUCUGGUGACGGCUCUUUUCUUAUAUCUGGUUCUGGUGAUGGAAGGAUAUGCGCAUGGUCGAUUAUUGGUUUGCUAGACAUGGAAGAUUCUGGAAACUUUCCUUCUUUGUUACAUUACUCAUCGGAGCAUCAGUCCUCCAUCACUGAUCUGCUGACUAUAUCAGGCAGCACAAAAUCAGUUUUCAUAUCAAGCUCCCUUGAUAGAACUUGCAAGGCUUGGGACCUGGUCUCAGGUAGGCUUAUACAAUCUCUUUCUUAUCCACAAGCCAUAACUUCAAUUCUCCUUCAUCCCGUGGAACAGUUGUUAUUCACUGGAAGUGUCGAUGGAAGAAUAUUCGUAAACUCUCUCAAUAUUGGACUAGUGGAGGAUGAUUUUGUUGUUGCAGAUGAACAAGCAGCUGUGCUGAAAGGACACAACGGAUCUAUAACCGCGAUGACCUUCUGUGGAGUGGGUCUUUUAUCUGCAUCUGAAGAUUGCACUGUUUGCCUCUGGGAUAUCACUAGUUGGGUGAUCAUUCGAAGAUUCAACCAUCCAAAAGGGGCAGUGACUAAUCUCAUAGUAAUUCCACAGCAUUCACUGGUUUCUGCAUCAAGCCGUAAAAGAAAUUCCAAUCAGUUCCGUGUUUCUUUACUAGACAAGUGCCCUCAGUCGGCCAGCCCAUGCCAGGAAUUAGUCACUUUCCUUCCAUCAUGUUCUUCCCUUGAAGACGAUCAAAUUCCCAAUUUUUUCCAGAGAGCCAAUACAUUAGAUCGACAAAUAUUUGAUUUGGAGCACGAACAGACACCUGCAGCGAUGCAAAUGAAAGUGGAAACGACCAUGGACAAUCGAAUGUGGGCUACAAGGAUGACAAAGCAUGUGAUGGAGAUGAACAAGCAUCUUCAAUCUCGUUUGCUAGAUAUGAUGCAGUGCCGACUAUAUUGGCCUACUGAAAUGGACUCAUCCGCAAUAAACAGUAGUAAGAAGAAGAAGAAGCUCCAGGUCGAAAGUCCCCCACUGAUCGGGGAGGAGCUGGCAAAACCACCUUGUUAGUCAUCACAUGAGUUGAAGAAUUGACAACCUCAACCUCAGAAACAUGUGAAUAACUUCUUUUUUCUGCCGGUUUACCUUCCUUUCUUUCUUUCUCAAAGUGAAAAUAAGAGAAAAACCUUGGAGGUUACAAGAAGGCUAUAUGUGUGUUAAAAAUCAUUGUGAAAAUAUAUAAAAUUGUAAGUAUUGCAUCUUCCUCCA